Molecule: messenger RNA, 2296 nt
Organism: Bactrocera tryoni
Lineage: Eukaryota; Metazoa; Arthropoda; Insecta; Diptera; Tephritidae
Gene: MTPAP
Product: poly(A) RNA polymerase, mitochondrial
Exons: 5
Coding region: 84-1919 (611 amino acids)
Biological process (GO): mitochondrial mRNA polyadenylation
Molecular function (GO): poly(A) RNA polymerase activity
Source: RefSeq, a predicted model, not a curated record
AGUUCAACGUAACCUCAUAGAAUUUCUUUGACCGCUAAACUUUGGUUCCUUUGACACUUGUCAAUCAUUUGAUAAAGUAUAUAAUGCAUUUUUUGAUGAGAAGCAAUACAAAACAGUUUCUAUUUUGGAGCAAACAUCUAUACAGAACAUGUACCUCAAGAACACUAGCUAGCGAAGCUAAAGAAAAAAUCGCAUACAGUGAAAUGAUGCAACAGCGCCAGCAACAAGCCACUCGCAGCAUUGUGGUGCAAGUCCAAUCAGAAAAUUCAUUCCCUGAAUUGUAUAACUAUUGCGCUAGUUUUGGAGAAAUCUUAAGUGCACAUCAUUACCGCAUACAACAGGAAGAGGAACAGCACUAUAUAUUAUUAGAGUUUGGCAAUGCACAAGAAGCAUCAGCGGCUAUUACCGCAUCAGCGUACAAUGAUGAAUUGUCGAGUGUGCCAGCACAUUCACCUUUUCUAUGGUUUAGAGCGACAAGUGGCAAGCGCGCUCUCAAAGCAGCGGCAAAAUCCAUCAAAGCGACUUUAGCUGGAGUUAACGGCACCACAAUGUUGGAUAGCAAUGCUUUGACGGAACUCUUGUGUGCGGCACCAAAUUUAGAUCAACAAAUAUUAUAUCUACAUCAACACACUCAGCUUAAUGACCUUGGUGUGCGUUUACGCUUUCUUGCUGCAUUACAGGUGCAACAAGCGGUGUCGGGUAUGUUCCCCAACGCAAAUGCACAACCCUUUGGUUCAUCGGUGAAUGGUUUCGGCCGAAUGGGUUGCGACUUGGAUUUGAUAUUGCGUUUUGAUCGAGAAGUUGUUGGUGCAACUACCGCGCAGCAGCGCAAUCAAGAGUCACGACUUGUAUUUCACACUAAGGAGAAUCUAACAAAUGGACGUUCACAAACCCAACGACAAAUGGAAAGUAUUGGUGAUAUGUUACAUCUAUUUUUGCCCGGUGUUUGUCAUGUGCGACGCAUAUUGCAAGCGCGUGUGCCGAUUAUCAAAUAUCAUCAUGAGCAUCUUAACUUGGAGGUGGAUCUAUCAAUGAGUAAUCUCACCGGUUUCUACAUGUCCGAGUUGCUGUACAUGUUUGGCGAGUUGGAUGAGCGCGUGCGUCCGUUAACGUUCAGCAUACGUCGUUGGGCGCAAGCCUGCGGCCUAACAAAUCCCUCGCCGGGCCGUUGGAUCACAAAUUUCUCACUCACCUGCCUUGUGAUAUACUUUCUGCAGCAGUUGAAACAUCCCAUCUUGCCCACCAUAAACAGCAUGAUGAAGUCCGCCACAAGCGAUGACAUACGCCUAACCGAGGACGGCAUCAAUUGCAGCUUCAGUCGUGAUUUCGAACGCAUCGGCUUUCGUUGUCGGAACACGUCGCAAUUAAGCGAAUUAUUGCUGCAGUUCUUUGAAUUCUACUCACAAUUUGAUUUCCACAAUCGCGCGAUAUCGUUGAACGAAGGGCGCGCCAUAGCAAAGCCCGAUCAUUCAGCGCUAUAUAUUGUCAACCCGCUGGAGCAGGUGCUGAAUGUGAGCAAAAAUGUCAGCCUCGAGGAGUGCGAACGUCUGCGCAUUGAGGUGCGUAACGCCGCUUGGGUGCUGGAAUCGGAGGUGGAGAACCCCUCACAACCGGAAAGUGAAGGCGCUCAACUGGCGUGGGGCAUUUUACACCUCUUCAAGUCAAAUGAAAAGUCUAUUAUACGUCCAAAUAUGUUCUUUAGGCCACGCAUGGUAGAUGUCAGCCAACUCUUCGACAGCGCAGACGCCGAUACACCAACACAAUCAGUCGAAUUCAAAAAUGAGAACGCACGGCGUGAGGUGGAGAGCAUAAAAGCGCAGGCGCGCGGUGACUUUAAACAGAUGCGCAUCAAUGCAGCAGCGGCGGCGGCGUCAACAACAACGCCAGCCAAGGCGACGAAGGGACGUCGUAGUAGAUGAGAGCCACCGACUGAUUAAGCAAUGCUAAAGCUUAGCUUUAAAUUAUUGUCAGCCAACUGCCGUUGUUGCUAGUACCGUUAGUGUGUAAAAUAUUUAGUUAUUUUUUGUAUAUACAUAAGAAUUUACUGUGUAGUGCGGCAUAAUUAUUUUAGACCAAAAGCGCUGUAAAAAGUUUAGCUUAUAGUUAAAUAAUUGUUUAUUUCUUUUUUUAAAUUUUAACGGUAUCAACUGACUUUACACACAAAUGCAGUUGUAUGUUUAUAAAAAGACUCAUGCAGAGUUGUAUUUGUUUACCUUCGUUUAAGAAACUUAUAGUUGUUAAGUUUAUAUAUUCGUUAGAUAGAAAAUAAUAAAAGCAAAAUAAAAAUUAAAAGUUA